This is a messenger RNA of Loxodonta africana (African savanna elephant), 1690 nucleotides long. It is a transcript of the gene UCK1, whose product is annotated as uridine-cytidine kinase 1. The record is from RefSeq and is a predicted model, not a curated record. NCBI's taxonomy places the organism in Eukaryota, Metazoa, Chordata, Mammalia, Proboscidea, Elephantidae. The coding region runs from base 57 to 890 and encodes 277 amino acids. The transcript is spliced from 8 exons. Gene Ontology annotation, molecular function: ribosylnicotinamide kinase activity; ATP binding. Gene Ontology annotation, cellular component: cytoplasm.
AGGUUUGGGGAGGCGGGGGUGAGUUAGGAACCCGAUGCGGGGAAGCGGAGUCGGAGAUGGCUUCGGCUGGAGGCGGCGACUGCGCGGCCGCUGCGCCGGAGGCAGACCGCCCUCACCAGCGGCCUUUCCUGAUCGGGGUGAGCGGCGGCACUGCGAGCGGGAAGUCAACCGUGUGUGAGAAGAUCAUGGAGCUGCUGGGGCAGAACGAAGUAGACCACCGACAGCGCAAGUUGGUCAUCUUAAGCCAAGACAGGUUCUAUAAGGUCUUGACGGCAGAACAAAAGGCGAAGGCCUUGAAGGGGCAGUACAAUUUCGACCACCCAGAUGCUUUUGAUAAUGACUUGAUGCAUAGGACUCUGAAAAACAUCGUGGAGGGCAAAACUGUUGAGGUCCCCACCUAUGAUUUUGUGACCCAUUCAAGGUUACUGGAGACAACGGUGGUCUACCCUGCAGACGUGGUUCUCUUUGAGGGCAUUUUGGUGUUCUAUAGCCAGGAGAUCCGGGACAUGUUCCACCUGCGCCUCUUUGUGGACACCGACUCUGAUGUCAGGCUGUCGCGAAGAGUUCUUCGGGACGUGCAGCGCGGGAGGGACCUGGAGCAGAUUCUAACACAGUACACCACCUUUGUCAAGCCAGCCUUUGAGGAGUUCUGCCUGCCGACAAAGAAGUAUGCCGAUGUGAUCAUCCCUCGAGGGGUUGACAAUAUGGUUGCUAUCAACCUGAUUGUACAGCACAUCCAGGACAUUCUCAACGGUGACAUCUGCAAGUGGCACAGAGGAGGGUCCAAUGGACGGAGCUACAAGAGGACGUUUUCUGAGCCUGGAGACCAUCCUGGGGUGCUGACCUCUGGCAAACGGUCUCACCUGGAGUCCAGCAGCAGACCCCACUGAGGAGCCAGAGUUUGUUGCUCCCUCAGCCUCCUGGGCAGGCUCCCCACUAGAUGUGUCUACAGCGACUGGGCCUGGAGAUGUCCACCCCGCCCCUAAAACACGGCCACCACUUCUUUCUGCAUGUUACAGGGCGAUGAUGGUAUUCAAACGAGGUGUGUCAGCAGAGCGGCAGGGGAUUCACGGUUCUCUCCUGCUUCCCCACGCGUGAGGAGUUUUACAAAUCUCUGGGUCACUGAGAAAUGCCAGAAAAUGCAUGGACAAGAAAAUGUGUGGAUGACAGCAACCUUGACUGCUGAUAGGUGAAACUGGAGAUGCUGCUCACUUGUGAUGGAUUGCAACAAAAUCUCAGGGUUUUUAAAAGCACAGCAAUUGUGAGGAGUAACAGUUUUUAAAUACAGUGAUCAGAGAAUUCCAUUUAAGCUUCCUAAAAAGCUUAUUAUCAUUCAGUUUAUGUGAUGCCAGCUUGUUCUAGGUAAUUCUUGCAAGGCUUCACUAAAAGCAACUGCUAAGACACUGUUCUCUUCAGCAGGUUCAACAGUUUUCACAAAGGAGAUUCUCAGCAAAGGAAAAACCAAAACUAGCAACUGCUGGGAAACCUGGUUAGACUGACUUGCUCCAGCACUGACCUAUAGAGUUCUUGCUUCACCAGCGAUUCCUGUGUUAGCCACGGAGUAGGAAGUACUCAGUGUGUCUUAGUUCAGCGGGUCUCUGAGGAGUCACUGGGCACGUAGGGCCUGUUCUUUGUUGUCUGGAAUAAAUAAACUCCAAACAGAGGGUUUCAAGAACGAAACCAUAAUAAA